AUGUCCAGUCUUCCCUCUCAGCAUCCCACCCUCUCCCUCCACCUCACCGACCUCACCCUCACCCCGCUCAUCACCUCGUCCUCGUCGCCUACUCAUCUCGAGUCCCUCACCUCGCUCACCUCGAGCGCCAUCACCUCCCAGACCACCGCCCAGCGCGCCAACCUCGGCCGCCCCCAGCGCAUCAUGGUCGAGUACCCCGACUCGGGCGCCGUCGUCCUGCAGUCCUACCUCGACCCCCGCGAGUCGCACUCCGAGUCCGAGUCCGUCUCCAAAUACAAGCACGACCAUGAUGCCGACGCUGAUGCCGAUCCCGACGACGCAACGACAAGGACCGCCGACGACGCUGCUGCCCCCGUGCUCAUCGGCGUUGUCGUCGCCGCCUCAUCAGACGAUGCGAGGGAGGCCCGGCGCGCUGCUGCCAGGCUGGAGCGCAUCGGCCGCGAGUUUCAAAAGGAGUGGGCGGCUCAGGGACUAGAGCAGGACACCGACGGGAGGAGCACUCCUGAGUGA
Molecule: messenger RNA, 510 nt
Organism: Trichoderma virens Gv29-8
Lineage: Eukaryota; Fungi; Ascomycota; Sordariomycetes; Hypocreales; Hypocreaceae
Exons: 1
Coding region: 1-510 (169 amino acids)
Source: RefSeq, a predicted model, not a curated record